AUGCGCAACUUCCCACGCAAUUACGAAGUCAAAGCGCUGGUCGUGGAGGCCGGCAUGAACGCGGCCGAGUGGACUGUUGCGGCCUCGACGUUCCGCCAGUCGUUUCUGUCCAAGCCGUCCGAGUAUUUUGAAGACCAGGCAGAGCUACUGGCAUUUGGACGGGACAUGGACGAUGUCAAGCGCCACAAUUCGUUUAUUUUUUAUCCUUUUUUUCUGGACUUUGCCAAGGCAAAUCGGUACUUGCCGACGGCUGAAGAUGAUGCAAACGCCCUAUCGCUUCAGCAGCUGACGGAUUUGCGCUUGCCGCAUGAGAUGUACCCGUUUGCAACAGCAAUGAAGCGGAAGAUUGUGUACCAUGAAGGACCGACAAAUAGUGGAAAGACGUACGAAGCGCUCGAGCGGCUGAAACGAGCGGGAGAAGACGGCGGGAUCUACUGUGGCCCGUUGCGGCUCCUGGCUCUUGAAAUUUUUGAACGGCUGAACAAUGACGGGCUGUAUACGUCACUUGUGACUGGACAGGAGAAGAAAAUCAUGCCGCACUCGACCCACGUGGCGUGCACUGUGGAGAUGGCAAACAUCAAUCGGCCGUGGGAUGUCGCUGUGAUUGAUGAGAUCCAGUUGAUUGGAGAUCCACAACGUGGGUGGGCGUGGACGCGUGCGCUUUUUGGACUGCAAGCCAACGAGAUCCACGUGUGUGGGUCAGGUGAAGCUGUCCACCUCGUCAAGAAGUUUGCCGAGACUUCAGGCGACGAGUUUGAGCUGCGUUCGUACGAGCGCCGUUCGCCGCUAGAGAUUUCGCCAACGCAUUUGGACAGUUAUAGCGAGAUUCGUCCUGGAGACUGUGUCGUGGCGUUUUCACGUCGUGAUAUCUUCCAGAUCAAGCGUGACAUUGAGAUCAAGACUGGGGAAAAGUGCUGCAUCAUCUACGGCCAGCUACCCCCUGAGACGCGGUCUCAGCAAGCCCGUUUGUUCAAUGAACGUGGCAAUGAUUACAACAUUCUGGUCGCUUCGGACGCAAUCGGAAUGGGACUGAACUUGAACAUCAAGCGCAUUGUGUUUGCGACCGUGAAGAAGUAUUCAGGCAACAGCGGCGGCAUGAUUGACAUUUCACCUUCUCUAGCGAAACAGAUUGCUGGACGAGCAGGUCGGUACGGCAGUGACUAUGCGACUGGUGAGGCGACGUGUCUGCUGAAAGAAGAUUUGGAGUACCUGAGAGAGUCGUACUCUGAAGUGCCCACGCCGCUCACGUCUGCAGGUUUGUUUCCGUCUUCCGAUCAGAUGGAAGAGUUUGCCAAGCAGUUGCCGGGAAUCGGAGAUCUCGCUGACCUCGUGGACAAGUACGUGAUGUUGGCGCGUCUGGACGGUGACUACUUUAUGUGCAAUCACCAGGACAUGAAAGAUGCCGCAACGCUGCUGCGCGACGCAGAGUUGUCGCUAUCUGAUCGGUUUACAUUCUGCAUGGCUCCUGUGAGCUUGCGAAAUGCAUUAGCCCGGAAGGUUUUCCUCGAGUACGCCCGCGCUCACUCGUUGGGGCAGAGCGUCAAGCUGGAUAUCUACUUACCAAAGUACCCACCCCGCACUGCUGAGGCGCUGGGUGACGUUGAGAUCAAGGCCAAGAUCAUUGACUUGUACUUGUGGUUGUCUUUCCGCUUCAGCGACACUUUUGUCGAAAACGAUUUGGCGCUCGAGUUAAAGACACGCGUGCUGGAGCUUGUGGAGCUAGGGCUUGUGAACACGACCUACAGUCGCGAUGAGAUAAAAACGCGGUGGUCUCCCGGUGUCGCCAACGCUCCUCAACGCGGUCCGUUUGACAGGUCCCGGUUCCAAAGAAAGCAGCAAAACGGUAGCCGUGAUCCUCAGCGAAACAACUGGAAAAACGGUCAGCUGGAACGACGUACACCCGAGUCGACAGCAUCUGUGAAGACAGCGGGUGCGAAGGCUGAUGACAAAGCGACUGAACUUGGUGGUCAAAGUGGUUGUGGCGGUGAGGCUGAUGGUGGUAAGAAGUCGUGGAUUGCACGAUUGUUCGGCAGCUGGAUAUCGUAA
Messenger RNA from Hyaloperonospora brassicae, 2046 nucleotides. The record is from the annotation of a GenBank genome assembly. Lineage: Eukaryota; Oomycota; Peronosporomycetes; Peronosporales; Peronosporaceae.